Molecule: messenger RNA, 4131 nt
Organism: Clarias gariepinus (North African catfish)
Lineage: Eukaryota; Metazoa; Chordata; Actinopteri; Siluriformes; Clariidae
Gene: lrrc8ab
Product: leucine rich repeat containing 8 VRAC subunit Ab
Exons: 4
Coding region: 441-2813 (790 amino acids)
Molecular function (GO): protein binding
Source: RefSeq, a predicted model, not a curated record
GCGGUUGUUUCCAGUUUAUUCUCGUCUCCAGCGGUGCCUUUUUUCCUCCUAAAGGACAAAUAAUCUGAAUGGGGAAAAUUUUUCUAUGAUGGUGAAAUUUUACCAAAUAUGAUCAUAAAAAACACAAAUACCGGAAAUCUGUGCCUCAUCCUGACACACAGGCCUGUGAUGAGUGCAGAUUCCUGACUGACCAUGUGCGCUGUUAGGUAACAUAACGGCGCACAGAGGAGCCACUGCUGAGCCCCUGCCCCUCCCAAAGACAAACAGGAUCUGAACUUUGGGGUCAUGGACUCGCUUUCCAUAGCGAGAAGAGACAAUUCUUGAGUGUUAUUAGCGGAAGCGGUUAAUAAUAGCUGACAAGAAAGCCAAAUUGUUCUCUUGGUGGAGCCUUGUUCUUACACAUGAAGCCAGGAGAGAGACUCGCAAUCCUCUGAUAAACAAUGAUUCCCAUCACGGAGCUGCGGUACUUUGUGGAUACUCAGCCUGCGUACCGCAUUUUGAAGCCAUGGUGGGACGUAUUCACAGACUAUCUGUCUGUCGUGAUGCUGAUGAUCGCAGUGUUUGGAGGAACCUUGCAAGUCACCCAGGACAAGAUGAUCUGCCUACCUUGCAAAUGGGUGGUAAAUGAAACCUGUCGGAAGUAUUUCGAGGCUGCCUUUGAGCCCCAGGGAAUCCGUUACGACCUUGACAGACACCAGUACAACUACGUCGAUGCCGUAUGCUAUGAAAACAAGCUUCACUGGUUCGCUAAGUAUUUCCCAUAUUUGGUGCUGCUGCACACACUGAUCUUCCUGGCCUGCAGUAACUUUUGGUUCAAGUUUCCUUGGACCAGUUCCAAACUGGAACAUUUUGUCUCUAUUCUUUUGAAAUGUUUUGAUUCUCCAUGGACCACACGAGCAUUGUCUGAGACAGUGGUUGAGGAAAGUGAUCCUAAAGCUCUAGGGAAAAUGAACGGCUCAAUCGACAAAAAGGCAUCGUAUGUGAGCGAAGAUGUGGAAGCCAGUGUUUCCAUGCUGUCCACCACUAAGUCUCGUUUUGAGCAGGGGAUUGUCGACCACUCUGAAAAUGGAGUGCUGGACAAAAAGGAGGGCGAGCAGGCUAAGGCGCUGUUUGAAAAGGUUAAAAAGUUUAGGCUUCAUGUCGAGGAAGGAGACAUCGUCUACAGGCUUUACAUCCGACAAACAAUUAUCAAAGUUGUUAAAUUUAUCCUUAUCAUCUGCUACACUGGUUAUUAUGUCCGCAAUAUUCAGUUCAGCGUUGAUUGCAGUGUGGAUAUUGAGAAUCUUACUGGUUACCAGAUGUUUAACUGUGCCCAUCCACUUGCCACACUUUUCAAAAUCUUGGCAUGCUUCUACAUUAGUCUUGUUGUUGUUUAUGGUAUGAUCUGCAUGUACACGCUCAGCUGGAUGCUCCGACGUUCCCUUAAGAAAUACUCUUUUGAGUCGAUCAGAGAAGAGAGCAGCUACAGUGACAUUCCAGACGUGAAGAAUGACUUUGCCUUCAUGCUGCACAUGAUCGACCAGUAUGAUCCCCUUUACUCAAAGCGCUUUGCUGUCUUCCUUUCAGAAGUCAGCGAAAACAAACUUCGACAGCUUAACCUCAACAACGAGUGGACCCUGGACAAGCUUCGACAGAGAAUCACAAAGAACUCUCAAGAUAAGUUAGAGCUGCACCUGUUUAUGCUUAGUGGAAUCCCAGAUACGGUCUUCGACUUGCUGGAGCUGGAAGUUCUUAAGUUGGAGCUUAUCCCCGAUGUCACCAUCCCCCCCAUUAUUGCGCAGCUCAUAAAUCUGAGAGAGAUGUGGUUGUACCACACCCCGGCUAAAAUAGAAGCACCAGCACUUGCAUUUUUAAGAGAAAACCUGAAAUCCUUGCACAUAAAAUUUACUGACAUAAAGGAAAUACCUCUGUGGAUCUACAGUUUAAAGAACCUGACUGAGCUGCAGCUUACAGGGAACCUUAGUGCCGACAACAAUCGCUACAUUGUGAUUGACGGGCUACGAGAGCUGAAAGGUCUCAAGGUUCUUAGACUGAAGAGCAACCUAACCAAACUGCCACAGGUUGUCACCGAUGUCGGAAUGCACCUGCAAAAGCUCUCCAUCAACAACGAGGGCACCAAACUUAUGGUCCUUAAUAGCUUGAAGAAGAUGGUGAAUCUCACAGAGCUAGAGCUCAUACGCUGCGACCUGGAGCGCAUCCCUCAUUCCAUCUUUAGCCUGCACAACCUGCAGGAGAUCGAUCUGAAGGACAACAACCUGAAGACCAUCGAGGAGAUUAUCAGCUUUCAGCAUCUUCAUCGACUCGUAUGCCUGAAACUGUGGUACAACAAGAUCGCCUACAUCCCCAUCCAAAUAGGCACUUUGACCAACCUGGAGCGACUCUACCUGAACCGGAACAAGAUAGAGAAAAUCCCAAGUCAGCUGUUUUUCUGCCGUAAGCUGAGGUAUCUUGAUUUAAGUUACAACAAUCUAUCGAACAUCCCAGCUGACAUCGGAUGUCUUCAGAAUCUUCAGUAUUUUGCUGUCACUGCCAAUAGGAUAGAGAAGCUUCCUCCUGAGCUGUUCCAGUGUAAGAAGCUGCGCACACUGAACCUGGGGAAUAACUACCUGCAGUCUUUGCCUUCUCGUUUCGGCGAGCUGAUCAACCUGACGCAGCUGGAGCUCAGAGGGAACGGGCUUGAGUGUCUCCCUGUAGAGCUGGGAGAGUGUAAACUGCUGAAGCGCAGCGGUCUGAUUGUCGAGGAGGCCAUUUUCAAUACCCUUCCCACCGAGGUCAAAGAGCAGCUCUGGAGGGCUGAAAAAGAAGCGGCGUGAAAGCAGAACAUUCAUGAAACAUCCUGUUGUAUUUAAAUUCAGAGCUGUAUUAGAGCGGUUCAGGACAAGAACUUAAACAGCAGUUAUUAAUAACCAGUGGUGGAAAGAGUACAAAGCACACUGACUUGUGUAAAAGUACUGUGACUCUAGUAAUAAUUCACUGGAGGAAAUGUAAAAUAGUCAUCAAGAAAUUAAUUCAAAAAUGUUCUUAGGAUAAUUAAACAAGUGAGCGAUCCUAAAGGGAACACAAUUUGAUUAUUAACAGUAAGGUAUAUAAAGAAAGCAGCUAAAUGCUGAGCUGCCAAAGUUCAUUGCUCACUUAUGUUAUGGUAAAUUUGCCUCUUACACAUUUUUUAGUGUUACUGUCGCUAUAGGCCUGAGGUUUCACACUCAAAUUCUGUCUUGACCACUUCAGCAUUGUGUGCAUCUUUCAAGAGCCUUUUUUUUGUUUGUUUUUUUACACCAUAUUACCAAUUCUGUUAAUUAACAACAGCAACAACCUAGGCCCUGAAAUUAGAAUAGGGUAAAUGUAAAAAAAAAAUAAGGGCUAACUAAAACUAUUCCGCUGUAUGCACUAUUAUAUUCUGAUAUCACGCAUAGAGUCUUAUCUACAAUAUGUUAAGAACAUAGUCCUUAGUCUUCUUUUUAAGUCAGCUUUUAUUUAAUUUUUUUAUUAACUUAUUUUUUUGUUGCUGCAUAUCUGUAGGUCUUUAAUUGGGUAAUACAUUUCGAUUCUUAACAUCUGACACAGAUAGAAAUUUCACACGAAUCAGAUAAAAUUUGCACCUACUACCAGUUCAUUGGUCUUUUUGGGGUUAAGCUAAAUAUCUUUUUAUUAUCUUUUUAUUCUGUUAUGACUUUAAUAUAACAGCAAAGAUGAAGAAUAAUAUGAAAAUAACUACAAAUAAAAUAACUGAGUUAAUUAUACUAAAGUGAGUACUCUUUACAGUAAACCAUGUACUCAAGUACUGUAAUGAGAGUACAUUUGGUGUGUUACUUUCCACCCCUGGUUAAUAGCAUGAAGAAAACAAUAUGUGGCAUUAAGCAGACUGCUGUGAAGCAAAGCUGGAAGCAAUGAAAGCACCGAGCUCUUUUGGCUUUUCUGUGUCUGGAUUCAGAAUAAUUAGAGGCAAGGAAAAAAAGAACAGUGCAGCUUGUCUUGAUUCUCUGUGGUGGUGAUAUUUCAUUGAAAAUGAGUGCACACUUACACCUUUGGUGAAUGAAUAUGUCAUGAGCACUUUAUGGUCCUGAUUGUGAACAAUAAUUACACUUUUAUUAUCUUUGGAGGUCUGCUUAAAAAUAUAAAUCUGAAGUCAAG